AUUACUCGGUCUCCAGGACAGCUGGCCCUGAGGGACAUUGCUUCCACCCUCGCGGGCUACGCUCCUCUAAUGCGCUUGGCUACGACGUUUAUCGCCCUCCCUCUUCUCUUUGCUGGCGUGAUGGUUGGCGCAGCGUCACCCGCUUCGCUGUCAAGCUCUCUCACCUUUCUGUACCAGAAUGACUUGGACUGGCCAACAGCGCCGGACCAUUCAGGAGCGAUCUUACUCGAACCUCGGAACAACCGUGCAGCAGUGUCGAGCUGCGAGGCUCUCGGAGAGACCCUACUGGUGCCCAACGGAACUUUCUUCAAGAGUGACGUGAAUUCUUUACUUUCAUAUCUUAACUUUGAAGGCCUCUUUCCCACCAGCCAAGAGUUCUGGAUCGCGACGAAGUCGGGAGGAGGUUCUUGCCAGACCAUCUCGAAGGGAGCCGACAUUCGAGAUACGUCAUGCGAACGCGUCCUCCCUGCGCUUUGCUCUCAGAGUGCGCCUUUCCGUCCAUCAGGGGAUCAGGACAAGGAUCCGAGGUUCGAGUUGACCAUCUCCGCUCAAGACCUAACGGUGACAGGAUAUCGCGAUCAUCUUUCGUUCCGCUUUCUUGGCCUGCCCUACGGCAAUCCACCGGAACGCUUCACAUACUCCACACUCUUCUCCGGUGCUCAGAAAGUCUUCAAUGCCACAAACUUCGGUUCUCAAUGCGUUCAGACCGGAGGUGGAGGAAGCGAGGAUUGCCUUUUCUUGAACAUUUUCACGCCCUUCGUUCCCGGCCCGGGAACACCCAAAUCGGCCCUGAAACCGGUCAUGUUUCACAUCCACGGCGGCUCCUUCACGAGCGGAAGCGCCAACGACGCGACGUUCGAUGGCGGCAACCUGGCCUCGCGUGGCGACGUAGUGGUGGUUGACAUUAACUAUCGAUUGUCGACCCUGGGUUUCCUUGCGCUGGAAGACGGGGUUACCAACGGCAACUUCGGUAUCGCCGAUAUGACUGUGGCCCUCGCUUGGGUCCAGAAGUACAUAACCUCGUUUGGAGGCGACCCAGAUCGCGUCACGAUCUUCGGACAGUCUGCUGGCGCCGCCGCGGUGAGAGCGUUGCUGGCCAGUCCGGAGGCCAUCGGCAACUUCUCUGCCGCGAUACCGAUGAGCAACCUGGCGGGAGAGAACUUUGCGACCUCAUUCUCUCUGUACUUCACCAUCUCUCAGCUGCAACCCGUUGCUGUGGAUCCGAUUCUCACAGAAACAGGAUGUAACAGGACAGAUCUUGCCGACGUGCUCGCUUGUCUCCGUUCGGUCGAUGCCGAGACUCUGGUCAACCUGCCGGACGUCGCGAGAUUCAUCGUCAUCGAUGGCAAGUUCGUCACCUCAGAGCAACUUCCUGUCGACGGGUCGAGCCCGGUCGCCCACGUACCUGUGGUCAUGGGCUUCAUGCGCGACGACGGAGCAGCGUUCAUCGGCUUUCCCCCAAACUCUGAUGUCACUACCAACAUCGCGGGCGUACUUUCAAGCCCAUCGGCGGCGGACGUUGAGGCAUCCGGCCUGUUUCCGACCCCUGCCGGACCCAACUCCACGCUGGACGUGUUCAACGUGACCGCACGCAUCACGACCGACGUCGAGUUCCGAUGCCUGGAUCAAGCCGCCGCGAUCUCGGCCCUGAACCACAGCGUCUUCCCCGACAUCUGGUUCUACCAGUUCAACAAGUCGUACCAGACGCCCGGGUUCGAUCCGAACGCGCCGGUGUGCGACGCCCCGAUCGACGCCGCCCAUCCGCACGGCGACCCUUCGCAGGAGUAUUUCAAAUGCCACUCCGGCGAGCUGUUCUUCGUGUGGGGCAACCUGGGCCAGUUCCAGCUCCCGUUCCGAGACGAGAACGACCUGCUGUUCUCGCAGCUCGCGUCGGACACCUGGACGUCCUUCGCGCGGACGCACGAUCCCAAUCCGAGCCACGCGUUCCUGACCGCGCGCGGGUACACCGGCACGCUUGCCCUCGUCAAAGAGGGCGGGAUCUGGGAACCGCUUGGCGGGCAGAACGAGAGGGCUUUGAGACUGCUGGAUAUGCCGCUGCGCAUGUCGACGUUCGAGGAGGUGGCGCAGUGCGAUUUCCUGGGGUUGCCGUUCGACACUUUCGGUUGA
Messenger RNA from Punctularia strigosozonata HHB-11173 SS5, 2127 nucleotides. Its product is annotated as alpha/beta-hydrolase. The record is from RefSeq and is a predicted model, not a curated record. Bases 70 to 2127 code for a protein of 685 amino acids. NCBI's taxonomy places the organism in Eukaryota, Fungi, Basidiomycota, Agaricomycetes, Corticiales, Punctulariaceae. The transcript is spliced from 7 exons.